CGAGGGCAGGCAUGUACUGAUCUCUGGCCAUCCCCUGCGGCCUGGCACCCUCAACCCCCUGUGCCCAACAGCAAGACCCAGGAGUUCUCCCCAGGCUGUUCCUCUAAGUCAUUCAAGCUGUACUCUCCAAAGGAGCCCCCAAACGGCAACGCCUUCCCCCCUUUCCACCCAGGCACUAUGCUGGAUCGAGAUGUGGGACCAACACCUAUGUAUCCACCAACAUACCUGGAGCCUGGAAUUGGGAGGCACACACCGUAUGGCAACCAGACUGACUACAGAAUAUUUGAGCUCAAUAAGCGGCUGCAAAACUGGACAGAGGAAUGUGACAAUCUGUGGUGGGAUGCCUUCACCACUGAGUUCUUUGAAGAUGACGCCAUGUUAACAAUCACCUUCUGUCUGGAAGAUGGACCAAAGAGAUACACGAUUGGCCGCACCCUGAUUCCCCGCUACUUCCGCAGCAUCUUCGAAGGAGGUGCCACUGAGCUGUACUAUGUCCUGAAACACCCUAAGGAAUCCUUCCACAACAACUUUGUCUCUCUCGACUGUGACCAGUGUACCAUGGUCACCCAACAUGGCAAACCCAUGUUCACCCAGGUAUGUGUGGAGGGCCGUCUCUACCUGGAGUUCAUGUUCGAUGACAUGAUGAGGAUAAAGACGUGGCACUUCAGCAUCCGGCAGCACCGGGAGCUCAUUCCCCGCAGCAUCCUUGCUAUGCAUGCACAAGAUCCCCAGAUGCUGGACCAGUUGUCCAAGAACAUCACCCGAUGCGGACUUUCAAACUCCACACUCAACUACCUCCGACUUUGCGUAAUCCUAGAACCAAUGCAGGAACUGAUGUCACGGCAUAAGACCUACAGCCUCAGUCCUCGGGAUUGCCUCAAGACAUGCCUCUUCCAGAAGUGGCAGCGCAUGGUGGCACCACCUGCUGAACCUGCUCGUCAGCAGCCUAGCAAGCGCCGGAAAAGAAAGAUGUCAGGCGGCAGCACCAUGAGCUCUGGGGGAGGCAACACCAACAACAGCAACAGCAAGAAGAAGAGCCCAGCCAGCACCUUCGCCCUCUCCAGUCAGGUACCUGAUGUGAUGGUGGUGGGCGAACCAACCCUGAUGGGUGGGGAGUUUGGCGAUGAGGACGAGCGCCUUAUCACACGGUUGGAGAACACACAGUUCGACGCUGCCAACGGCAUUGACGACGAGGACAGCUUCAACAACUCUCCCGCGCUGGGCGCCAACAGCCCCUGGAACAGCAAGCCCCCCUCCAGUCAGGAGAGCAAGUCUGAGAAUCCGACGUCACAAGCAUCACAGUAAAGCCCCUCCACCUGCUGCCCAGCCUGGCCUUUACCUGCCUUGGCUGGUUGCCCCCCUCCACCCCGCACAGACUGAGUCGAAACCGUUCUACCUGGACAAUUUGUGAAGAAGCAUGGGCUGGCUGCCUGGCGUGGAGGUAUCAGGCUGAUGGGCACCGCAGCACCCAGCCUGCCCACCGACCUCUUUCCAGUUGUCCCAGCCACUCCUCCCUACUGUCUGCACUCUUGGCUGUGCCCCUUUGGGGGCAGAACUUGGGGCGCUGGGCCAGGUGACGCCGGGGUCUCCCCUUUCCCCCCACCCAGCAGAAUUUCAAUUCUUUCUCCCUACACACACACACACAUCCAGGGGCCCGCAAGAACCACUGCUGUGGGAUGGUGGUUCCAAGUCCAUUGUGUAGCCCCAUGGAGCCUGACCCCUUGGCUUGAUUGGCAGGGAACACCACAGAAGAGAAAGGAGGCUGAAUGCUUAGGGUCGAUUGGAUGGAAACCCGAGCGCCCAAUUUAUGAGUCCAGUUACCUUCAGCAUCCAGGGAGCUCCUUUCUAGCAGGAGAGUAGGCAACAAUAUGACCUGUAUGGGGGCAGCUAGUUUUUGUGAGAUGGGUCUUGAGCAGCCCCUCCUGGAUGCUGCAAGUGUGGCAUUGCAAUUACUCCUGCAGUGCUGAACAGCCUAGAGAGCCAAGGUGGGAGGGGAUGGGGUGUGGGGGCUUCACACUCCUGGAAUGUGGGUAGAAAACUCUCCUCUUACUGACGUGGAGGGGCACGUGUCACUUCUGGUCUGAUCCGUAGGAAGAGGGGCAACCCUCUGCCUGGUCCACCAUGAUAGAAAACAGUAAUUUUGACCCCUAUUUCCAGAUGUUGGGUUUUUUUAAAGGAAAAAAAAUGUUAAAAUUGUAAGUUUGAAAAAAAGGAGAAGAAAGAAUCUGUCCUCCCUCCCUAUUUUUCCCCAAUCCUGAUUUUUGUACAGGCUUGUCUACCAAUGGGAGUCUUUGUUUUUAUAUACAGAUCCGAGAGCUUCAAACCAAGGAGAGACUUUGCAGACUUCCUUUAUACAAUCCUCUUGAGGACAGCAUGGCUGCCCCACUUUGCCCCCUCUGUGUAACUUGUGUGUGCUGCUCGCCCUUUCUCUGCCACCCCUUCCUCCCCCUCCCCACCUUUCGGGUUUGUGUACCUCGUGCUUGUAUAUUUCUGCGCUGUAGGCCGUGUGUAUGAUACUGUUCUUUCACUGUGUUCUCACUAAUGCAGCUGCACCCCAUUCAUGGUGGUUGGGAGGGGGGAGGAUUCAUAAAGAUGGGCAUCCUUUUCAAGUGUCUGGAAAGCUCCUAAGGCUACUGUCAUCCAUUUGGGGCAGUGCAGAAUGCAGGGGAUGGGGCUGAAAGCGGGAAGUCCUUAGGAAACGUCACCUGGGGAAGGGGAAACUCCCUGUUGUGUAAAAGAGGGCAUUCAUUUCCGCCAUGAUAGAGCAAGGUCUUCUAACAAGCCAGCCAAGACCCAUCCUUUUGAAUGGGAAGUAUCUAAGUUCACCAGAUCCCCAUGUAAUCAUGGCGCAUUCCUAAAACCACCCGUCCUGUGCUCUCCAAUGUUUGAAUGUCACUUGCGUUCUUCCACCUACAUUUCUUGCCUCAAUGUUAUUUUGGAGGAACUUCCUUUUGUGUCACUGGAGCCUCAAAUUAGCCAUGUGCAAGGAGGGUUUCCUUUCUCUUUUUGAGAGAAGAGUACAGUGUAGGGCAGUGGUUCUCAACCUGUGGGUCCCCAGGUGUUUUGGCCUACAACUCCCAAAAAUCCCAGCCAGUUUACCAGCUGUUAGGAUUUCUGGGAAUUGAAGGCCAAAACAUCUGCAGACCCACAAUUAGAGAAGAACUACUGGUUAAGGAUGAUGUCUCGUGGCAUGGACAGAUGCUGAAUAUGGUUGUAUUUAAGGGGGUUGGACUAUAUGGCCCAUGUGGUCUCUUCCAACUCUUAUGAUUCUAUAAAGGACACUGACUGAAUUGUAUAAGCAACCAUCCCUUUGCCUUACUCAGGCUGUUUCUCCAACAUGGUCCCUUGCCAUAAGGAUGUUUUCUUUAGCAGGAUUCUUGCCCCAUAUCUGCUAAGGAUUUUUGGCCAGUUGCAUCAUAAUCAUUUGCCCAUCACAAGAGCUUGGCUUUCAUGUGACUUGUUCUGGAAACCAAGAAUCCUCCUCUUAGGUGGAGGAGCCCAGCUGGAUUAAUCUGAAAUCCACUUAAGGGGUGGAGUGGGUUUCAGGUGGCUAGUAAGUCCUGUGUUGGAUCCAGAUACUCCAUCCUGCACUACCACCCCCUGGAAACAGGCAAUAUAAUUAUCAAGGCUAUAAUUUACAGGAUUUUUUUCUGUAUCCUUUUUGUACCUUAAAGAUACGAGUGUCACGUCCCCCAUUGCUGUGGCUCGGCAUGAACUGGUGACGUGUGCUCUGUCCCGCUCUCCCCACCUUUGCCCUUCCAACCUACCACCUCCCCCUGGGGCACUGUAAAGCCUUUUUUUUUUUUUUUGCAUAGUUUGUGCCAUUUAUGGUCAUGUAUGGUACCAAUAAAACAACUUUUCGGUU
Messenger RNA from Anolis sagrei ordinatus, 3865 nucleotides. RefSeq names its product LIM domain binding 1 (gene LDB1). Gene Ontology annotation, molecular function: LIM domain binding. Gene Ontology annotation, biological process: positive regulation of transcription by RNA polymerase II; negative regulation of transcription by RNA polymerase II; nervous system development. The record is from RefSeq and is a predicted model, not a curated record. Gene Ontology annotation, cellular component: transcription regulator complex; nucleus. Lineage: Eukaryota; Metazoa; Chordata; Lepidosauria; Squamata; Anolidae.